UCUUAUCACCCCGAACCUACCAUCCCGUGCGGACGCAUCUCGACAGCGACUCACUCAUCAUCAUGCUACCGUUGGUGGUGUUCCUGCUCUUCACCGCCGUCCAGGCGAGGCUCCGGCUGGACCCGCUGGUCGACACCAAGCAGGGCCUGAUCAAGGGUCUGCGCGCCGACGAUGGGGACUACUCCAUGUUCCUGGGCAUACCGUACGCCGUCGUGGACGAGGACAAUCCAUUCGGGGAAGCGCAACCGCACCCUAAAUUCGAGGAAGUUUUCGAAGCGUACGACGACUCAGCGAUAUGCCCCCAAGUGGAAGAGUUCAACCACACCAUCGUCGGCACCCUGGACUGUCUGCACCUCAACAUCUACGUGCCCAACAAGGCCAGCUCCAGGAACCGCCUGCCCGUCCUGGUCUGGAUCCAUGGCGGCGGUUUCGAGAUCGGCUUCGCCGGCCGCUACCUCUACGGUCCCAAGUUUCUCGUGCGAAACGACGUCAUCCUGGUCACGCUCAACUACCGCCUCGGCCCGUACGGGUUCAUGUGCCUGGACACUCCAGAGGUGCCCGGCAACCAGGGCCUGAAGGAUCAGGUGCUAGCGCUCAGAUGGAUCAAGGCGAACAUAGAAGAGUUCGGCGGCGACAUCAACAAGAUAACUGUGUUCGGGGAGAGCGCUGGCGCAGCCUCCGUUGAGUACCACUUGCUGUCCAAUAGCGAGAGGCUGUUCAACCAGGCGAUAUUGCAAAGCGGGUCGGUGUACGCCGGUUGGACAAUGCGAGACUCGGACAGUUCGGUACCAUCAAAACUGGCGAAACAGCUCGGCUACGAAACCGACAGCGUCGAUGAAGCUUUAGCGUUCUUGAAGAAAACAGACGUGAAGCUAGUCAUAGCUGCGGCGACCGAAAUAUCGCUCAAGUUCCGACCUUGCGUGGAAAAGGAGUUCGACGGUGUGGAGAGCUUCAUAACAAGCCACCCGGUGAACGUGAACCAAGUGGCGAAGGCCAAGAACAUGGCGAUACUGAGCGGCUACAACGACCACGAGUAUCUGAUGGCGUUUGUGAACCAACCGGAGGAGUUCUUCGCGAAAAACGAUCCGUUCGACAACCUGCUGCCGCAAAAUUUCAACGUGGACGCCUUGGGAGGCCGCGAGCGGCUCGUGCGCCGCUUCUACAUCGGUGACAACGCGGUCAGCAAGCAAGCGAAAUGGGACCUGAUCAACUUCCAAUCAGACAUUUACAUCAACCAUCCGGUGCAGCGGAGCGUCGAGCGAUUCGUCAACAGCAACGCGAAGAAAGUGUACCACUACAUCUUUUCAUACAACGGCGGCAGGAAUUUCGUCAAGAAACGUAUGAACAUCACGGUGGGCGGCGCGGCGCACGCCGACGAGUUGGGCUACCUGUUCGACAUGACCAUUCUCGACAGGGACGUGUGUGAGAGCGACCAGUUGAUCGUGGACAGGGUUACUGAAAUGUGGACCAACUUUGUUAAGCACGGCAACCCCACGCCGGAAGUGUCAGAGCUCAUCCCCGUCGCCUGGCCGGCGGUCACCAAAGACAGCCUCAACUACGUGGACAUCAACACGAUGGUGCGCCUGGGCGCCAGGCCCUUCGCCCACCGGCUCGCCUUCUGGGACCUGUUUUUCGACGCUAACAUGCACGCCGUUAAGGGCUACGAGAAUUGA
Zerene cesonia (dogface butterfly) is the source of this 1673-nucleotide messenger RNA. Its product is annotated as esterase FE4-like. Bases 63 to 1673 code for a protein of 536 amino acids. The transcript has 3 exons. Lineage: Eukaryota; Metazoa; Arthropoda; Insecta; Lepidoptera; Pieridae. The record is from RefSeq and is a predicted model, not a curated record.